Molecule: messenger RNA, 1853 nt
Organism: Carassius gibelio (silver crucian carp)
Lineage: Eukaryota; Metazoa; Chordata; Actinopteri; Cypriniformes; Cyprinidae
Product: solute carrier family 35 member C2-like
Exons: 10
Coding region: 145-1230 (361 amino acids)
Biological process (GO): UDP-glucose transmembrane transport
Cellular component (GO): Golgi apparatus; cis-Golgi network; endoplasmic reticulum-Golgi intermediate compartment
Molecular function (GO): antiporter activity
Source: RefSeq, a predicted model, not a curated record
AAGGGAACUUGGUGCUCUGACACGACUCGCGUGUCCAGAUGAUGGUUACAUAGAGUUUAAUGCUACCAGCUUUUUGUUUUAUCCAGGACUAUGUCAACAGUAAGUGUUUAGCUGUGCCGUGUCGGAUCCGGGUUGUCCCGGAGGAUGGCGUGCCCGACGCAGGUGUUCUGCAGGGCGCUGCGCACCGUGGGCCUGGUGCUUUUCUACUAUGUGUUUUCCAUUGGCAUAACAUUCUACAACAAGUGGCUCAUGAGGGACUUCCACUUUCCUCUGUUCAUGACGCUGGUCCAUCUCGUAAUCAUUUUCAGUUUCUCCACACUGACACGCUAUUUCAUGCAAUGCUGGACGGGAAAGCCUCGAGUGACACUUCCCUGGAAGCUUUACCUUUCUAAAGUGGCCCCGACAGCCCUGGCAACAGCGCUGGAUAUCGGAUUGUCCAACUGGAGCUUCCUUUUCAUCACCAUUAGUUUGUACACCAUGACCAAGUCUUCAGCUGUUCUCUUCAUUCUCUUUUUCUCUCUGGUCUUCAAACUGGAGGAACCGAACCCAUUCCUUAUCCUCGUGGUAUUGCUGAUAGCCAGUGGUCUGUUCAUGUUCACUCUGAAGUCCACUCAGUUUAAUCUGGAGGGUUUCAUCAUGGUCCUGUUGGCCUCUUUCAUCGGAGGGAUCCGCUGGACUCUUACUCAAGUGCUCAUGCAGAAAGCAGAGCUUGGCCUUCAGAACCCCAUAGACACUAUGUACCAUCUGCAGCCUCUCAUGUUCCUUGGCCUCUUUCCUCUGUUUCUUCUUAAUGAGGGGCUGAGUGUGAGUACCACAGAGAAGCUCUUCAGGGUCAGUGAGCUCUCCCACCUGCUCUACUCUCUGGUAACUCUGUCUGUGGGUGGAAUGCUGGCAUUUGGGCUGGGCUUCUCUGAGUUCCUGCUGGUGUCCCGCACCUCCAGUCUGACGCUAUCUAUUGCAGGCAUUUUUAAGGAGGUGUGCACUCUGCUGCUGGCAGUGGAGUUCAUGGGGGAUAAAAUGAGCACAGUCAACUGGUUGGGCUUUGCUGUGUGUCUGUCUGGCAUAUCACUGCAUGUUGGCCUCAAAGCAUACUACAACAAAGGAAAUGGCCCCAUGGUAAGACAACUACCAGUCAGAGACAACCCGGACCUUGAGCUUCCUCUUCUACAGACAAUAGAAGACUAUUGUGAAGACACAAAUGAUGAAGAGGAGCAAGAGAUCCUUUAUUAGUUCCAGGAUGACAUGAAUGUCUUAAAUAGACUUGUGGAAUGUUUUCCCUUAAAGGCUUAUAUGAAUGGUCACAUUGAUCACAGGUACUCAGCUGACCCCACAUGAUAUAAAUCAUCUUUGCUCUUGGGAAGACGGAACUCUUAAAGAGACUGGUUGGGUUAGUUCAUCUGAACAUUUCAUUUCGGUCAUCAUUUCAUCACCCUCAUGCUGCUGCUCCAAACCAGUAUGACUCUUUUUCUUUGGAACAGAAAAGGAAUGUCUUCCAUAAAAUGAAAGUGGAUGGAGACCAAGGGCUGACAAAAAAGAUAAAAUAUUAAUUUAUUUACUCUUUGAAGAAAAAGUCAUAUGGGUUUUGCAAGACAAAUGGGUGAGCAGUUUUGACAGAUUAAACCUUAGAUUUUAAUUUAAAGGUGAAAUAUAACUUCAGAAGUGCUGGUGGCAUUGAUCUCAGCACAGGGCCAAUCUCCAAGUGACCUUACACAUUUGUUUACAUGGCAAUAAAGGAUUUAUUUGAUUAAAUAUCAAUUCUGUUUUCACUUACCCAAAAUAAUUGCUUCGCUAAUUAUAAUGUAGAAUGUAAGUGAACUACUUGUUUAUUUAUUAAUUAAAAUGAAUGAAAUUGA